AUGAAAAAUAUCGAUAAGUAUCGAAAAGAUAUCGAUAAGUAUCGAAAAGAUAUCGAUAAGUAUCGAAAAGAUAUAGAUAAGUUUCGAAAAGAUAUCGAAAAGUAUCGAAAAGACAUCGAAAAGUAUCGAAAAGUUAUCGAAAAGUAUCGAAAAGAUAUCGAAAAGUAUCGAAAAGUUAUCGAAAAGUAUCGAAAAGAUAUCGAAAAGUAUCGAAAAGAUAUCGAAAAGUAUCGAAAAGAUAUCGAAAAGUAUCGAAAAGAUAUCGAAAAGUAUCUAUAUAUAUCGAAAAUAUCGAUAUAUAAGUACCGAAAAGAUAUCGAAAAGUACCGAAAAGAUAUCGAAAAGUACCGAAAAGAUAUCGAAAAGUAUCGAAAAGAUAUCGAAAAGUAUCGAAAAGAUAUCGAAAAGUAUCGAAAAGAUAUCAAAAAGUAUCGAUAUAUCGAUAAGUAUCGAAAAGAUAUCGAAAAGUAUCGAUAUAUCGAUAAAAAAGAUAUCGAAAAGUACCGAAAAGAUAUCGAUAAGUACCGGAAUGAUAUCGAAAAGUACCGAAAAGAUAUCGAAAAGUACCGAAAAGAUAUCGAAAAGUACCGAAAAGAUAUCGAAAAGUACCGAAAAGAUAUCGAAAAGUACCGAAAAGAUUUCGAAAAGUACCGAAAAGAUAUCGAAAAGUACCGAAAAGAUAUCGAAAAGUACCGAAAAGAUAUCGAAAAUUACCGAAAAGAUAUCGAAAAGUACCGAAAAGAUAUCGAAAAGUACCGAAAAGAUAUCGAAAAGUACCGAAAAGAUAUCGACAAGUACCGAAAAGAUAUCGACAAGUACCGAAAAGAUAUCGACAAGUACCGAAAAGAUAUCGAAAAGUACCGAAAAGAUAUCGAAAAGUAUCGAAAAGAUAUCGAAAAGUAUCGCAAAGAUAUCGAAAAGUAUCGAAAAGAUAUCGAAAAGUAUCGAUAUAUCGAUAAGUAUCGAUAUAUCGAAAAGUAUCGAAAAGAUAUCGAAAAGUAUCGAUAUAUCGAAAAGUAUCAAUAUGUCGAAAAGUAUCGAUAUAUCGAUAAGUAUCGAUAUAUCGAAAAGUAUAGAUAUAUCGAUAAGUAUCGAAAAGAUAUCGAUAAGUAUCGAAAAGAUAUCGAUAAGUAUCGGAAAGAUAUCGAUAAGUAUCGAAAAGAUAUAGAUAAGUUUCGAAAAGAUAUCGAAAAGUAUCGAAAAGACAUCGAAAAGUAUCGAAAAGUUAUCGAAAAGUAUCGAAAAGAUAUCGAAAAGUAUCGAAAAGUUAUCGAAAAGUAUCGAAAAGAUAUCGAAAAGUAUCGAAAAGAUAUCGAAAAGUAUCGAAAAGAUAUCGAAAAGUAUCGAAAAGAUAUUGAAAAGUAUCGAAAAGAUAUCGAAAAGUAUCUAUAUAUAUCGAAAAUAUCGAUAUAUAAGUACCGAAAAGAUAUCGAAAAGUACCGAAAAGAUAUCGAAAAGUACCGAAAAGAUAUCGAAAAGUAUCGAAAAGAUAUCGAAAAGUAUCGAAAAGUUAUCGAAAAGUAUCGAAACGAUAUCAAAAAGUAUCGAUAUAUCGAUAAGUAUCGAAAAGAUAUUGAAAAGUAUCGAUAUAUCGAUAAUAUCGAUAUAUCGAUAAGUAUUGAUAUAUCCGAUAUAUCGAUAAGUAUCGAUAUAUCGAAAAAUAUCGAAAAGUACCGAAAAGAUAUCCAAAAGUACGGAAAAGGUAUCGAAAAGUACCGAAAAGGUAUCGAAAAGUACCGAAAAUAUAUCGAAAAGUAUCGAAAAGAUAUCGAAAAGUAUCGAAAAAAUAUCGAAAAGUAUCGAAAAGAUAUUGAAAAGUAUCGAAAAGAUAUCGAAAAGUAUCUAUAUAUAAUGAAAAUAUCGAUAUAUAAUGAAAAGUAUCGAAAAGAUAUCGAUAAGUAUCGAAAAGAUAUCGAUAAGUAUCGAAAAGAUAUCGAUAAGUAUCGAAAAGAUAUCGAUAAGUAUCGAAAAGAUAUAGAUAAGUAUCGAAAAGGUAUCGAUAAGUAUCGAAAAGAUAUCGAAAAGUAUCGAAAAGAUAUCGAAAAGUAUCGAAAAGACAUCGAAAAGUAUCGAAAAGAUAUCGAAAAGAUAUCGAAAAGUAUCGAAAAGAUAUCGAAAAGUAUCGAAAAGAUAUCGAAAAGUAUCUAUAUAUAUCGAAAAAAUCGAUAUAUCGAUAAGUACCGAAAAGAUAUCGAAAAGUACCGAAAAGAUAUCGAAAAGUACCGAAAAGAUAUCGAAAAGUACCGAAAAGAUAUCAAAAAGUACCGAAAAGAGAUCGAAAAGUACCGAAAAGAUAUCGAAAAGUACCGAAAAGAUUUCGAAAAGUACCGAAAAGAUAUCGAAAAGUACCGAAAAGAUAUCGAAAAGUACCGAAAAUAUAUCGAAAAGUACCGAAAAGAUAUCGAAAAGUACCGAAAAGAUAUCGAAAAGUACCGAAAAGAUAUCGAAAAGUACCGAAAAGAUAUCGAAAAGUACCGAAAAGAUAUCGACAAGUACCGAAAAGAUAUCGAAAAGUACCGAAAAGAUAUCGAAAAGUAUCGAAAAGAUAUCGAAAAGUAUCGUUAA
This is a messenger RNA of Schistocerca nitens (vagrant locust), 2565 nucleotides long. RefSeq names its product repetitive organellar protein-like. The record is from RefSeq and is a predicted model, not a curated record. Gene Ontology annotation, cellular component: cytoskeleton. The coding region runs from base 1 to 2565 and encodes 854 amino acids. The transcript is spliced from 10 exons. NCBI's taxonomy places the organism in Eukaryota, Metazoa, Arthropoda, Insecta, Orthoptera, Acrididae.